Molecule: messenger RNA, 315 nt
Organism: Plasmodium knowlesi strain H
Lineage: Eukaryota; Apicomplexa; Aconoidasida; Haemosporida; Plasmodiidae
Product: conserved Plasmodium protein, unknown function
Exons: 3
Coding region: 1-315 (104 amino acids)
Source: RefSeq, a predicted model, not a curated record
AUGGACAUGUGUUCACUGCACUGCUCCAAGCUGAAUGAACGGGCUGUAAACGAGUUGAGCUGCUUCAACAGGAGGAGAAAGGAAGAUAAAAAUGAAGAAAACAUAAGAUACAACAAGGAGUGUAACUACAAACUUUUUUUCUUCAUUGUCCAGUUACAGCAAAAGUUGAAGGAAUUGGAAAAAGAAAACGAAAAACUGAAGGCCUUGUUGAAAAAGUACAACAAAGAGACUAUCGAUCAAGACAACGAAGUGAUUAAACGUGCCCUGCUGCUCAUAAGCUCCCUCAUUUUUAUCGUUAUUUUUUUUUUGUUCUAG